AUGGGGGUCACUUCUUGUAACUCGACCCUGCAGAUGGUCAUUUCUCUUCUUUUUUGGCAAAUGUUAUGGGUCCUUCAACUAUUAUUAGUGGCUGCUGUAGUAGAAGACUCAAAUACUGAAACUCUCCUGAAACAGCUAUUCAAUACGACUUAUGAUGUUGAUAUGAAGCCAUCAGAUGAUCUGACGGUGGUCACGAUCACUCCUAACACUUUUAUAUUACUUUCCAUGGAUCAGACACAAGAAACGAUUCAAUAUUCUGAAGAAUUUCUACUGAAAUGGUUUGACCCGAUUCUCUACUGGAAUAAAUCAGAAGUGGCAUAUGAUAAAGAUUGGGUUAAAAUUGAAGCUAGUAAAGCAUGGAUUCCAGAUGUAAUUAUAACAAAUGCCAUAUCCAUUGACGAACUGCUUGAUAAAGAUCUGCAAAUGGCUGAUUUGCACUACGAUGGAAUAAUCAGAACGAGUCUUCCUGCUGUUGUUAGCUCACCGUGUCCACUGAAAAUCGAAAACUUCCCAUACGAUGUUCAGAAAUGCAAUAUCUCAAUGGGAUCGUGGAGUUUUGACAGAGAUUUCGUUGCUGUCAAUUCAUCUGUAGAGACAUUAUGGCCACAGAAAGGAAGGAUUGAGGUAGAAUUAUGUUUGAACAUGUUUGCUGCUAUUUCUAUGAUGCUCCAACUUGUGUCCGAUAUGAUGCCAAAAGCAUCUCGUCUUCCUCUUUUAGGCAAUUACAUCAUCGCGGAAGUGUUCGUCGUAACCGCAGCAACCAUUGCUGCUAUUGUCAUUCAGCAGGUCCACCACCACGUGCACACAAGUGCUAUACGACCUCCGAAUUGGUUGCGUUGCCUAGUGUUGUGUGAUUGCAAACAAAGACUUGACUCGGUCUCUGAAGCGAGCACCACAAGCAGUGUGGAGGUUCCAGAGCAGACGAUUCAAUCAUUCACUAUUCUGAAGACCUCUCUUCACCAAACCGCAAUCCUAGUUCGUGACACUCUACAACGGAUGUCAUCUGUCAGCGAAAACCAACUGUUGUGGCUGAAAAUUCUCGACAAAACCGACUUAUUGUGUCUUGUUCUUUUUCAAAUCGCAAAUAUUGUAGUCACUGUUGUCUUUUGGAGAUAA
Messenger RNA from Caenorhabditis briggsae, 1116 nucleotides. Gene Ontology annotation, cellular component: neuron projection; synapse; membrane. The transcript has 8 exons. Gene Ontology annotation, biological process: nervous system process; chemical synaptic transmission; signal transduction. The record is from RefSeq and is a predicted model, not a curated record. The coding region runs from base 1 to 1116 and encodes 371 amino acids. Gene Ontology annotation, molecular function: extracellular ligand-gated monoatomic ion channel activity; neurotransmitter receptor activity; transmembrane signaling receptor activity. Lineage: Eukaryota; Metazoa; Nematoda; Chromadorea; Rhabditida; Rhabditidae.